Molecule: messenger RNA, 2393 nt
Organism: Sarcophilus harrisii (Tasmanian devil)
Lineage: Eukaryota; Metazoa; Chordata; Mammalia; Dasyuromorphia; Dasyuridae
Gene: OTX1
Product: orthodenticle homeobox 1
Exons: 5
Coding region: 364-1446 (360 amino acids)
Biological process (GO): regulation of transcription by RNA polymerase II; multicellular organism development
Cellular component (GO): nucleus
Molecular function (GO): RNA polymerase II cis-regulatory region sequence-specific DNA binding; DNA-binding transcription factor activity, RNA polymerase II-specific
Source: RefSeq, a predicted model, not a curated record
CGCUGUCACUCAGCCAGUGCUGGGCCCAGGAUUGGCGGCCCGGCCCCGUUACGCAGUUGCCUGGCGUUCACAUACUCGGGGAGGGCAGUAGAAAGGUGAUCAAUCUUCAUCAGGCUACAUUUCCAAUCACCUAAACAACCGAGCAAGACAGCCACUUCGACAAGGUUUACGGCCAGAGGCCCGGGCUCUUCACUCUCAUGCGCCUGAAUUAUCUGGUUAUCCGUCCCAGAAGCUGAGUGCAGAGACUCUGGGCCCACGAACCUAUUGGAGCCUUUCCUGACACUUGGGACUUCGUUGUGAGAAUCUCCAGCCGGUGACUGGCCCCCUCUGGAUCCUUCGGGGCCCCACUACCCGGCUGUUAGCAUGAUGUCUUACCUCAAACAACCCCCCUACGGCAUGAAUGGGCUGGGCCUGGCAGGGCCAGCCAUGGAUCUGCUGCAUCCCUCAGUGGGAUAUCCCGCCACUCCUCGGAAGCAGCGUCGAGAACGAACUACCUUCACACGUUCACAGCUGGAUGUAUUGGAGGCACUUUUUGCCAAGACUCGAUACCCAGAUAUUUUCAUGAGGGAAGAGGUGGCCCUUAAGAUCAACUUACCUGAGUCCAGAGUCCAGGUAUGGUUCAAAAACCGGCGAGCUAAAUGCCGACAGCAGCAACAGAGUGGAAGUGGAGCCAAAAGCCGGCCCACCAAGAAAAAGUCUUCACCUGCUCGAGAGAGCUCAGGCUCGGAAAGCAGCGGCCAGUUCACACCACCUGCUGUGUCUAGUUCGGCCUCAUCCUCUAGCUCGGCUUCUAAUUCAUCUGGAAACCCUGCAGCAGCAGUAGCAGCAGCAGCCCUGGGAGGAAACCCUGCAGCAGUGGCCGCAGCAGCUGCAGCUUCGUCUCUGAGCACCCCUGCUGCCUCCUCCAUCUGGAGCCCUGCCUCGAUCUCCCCAGGCUCAGGUCCGUCGUCCGUCUCUGUUCCAGAGCCUUUGCCAGCACCCAGCAAUACAUCCUGCAUGCAACGCUCUGUGGCCGCAGGAGCUGCUUCAGCCGCAGCUGCUUCCUAUCCCAUGUCCUACGGUCAAGGCGGUGGCUACAGCCAGGGUUACCCUGCACCUUCCUCUUCUUACUUCGGUGGUGUAGACUGUAGCUCCUAUCUGGCACCGAUGCACUCCCACCAUCACCCGCAUCAGCUCAGCCCCAUGACCCCCUCCUCCAUGUCUGGUCAUCACCACCACCACCACCCUCACCACCCAUUAAGCCAGUCUUCCAGUCAUCACCAUCACCACCACCAUCACCAUCAUCAGGGGUAUGGCAGCACGGGGCUUGCCUUUAACUCCUCAGAAUGCCUCGAUUACAAGGAGCCUGGAGCCACUGCAGCCUCUUCCGCCUGGAAACUCAACUUCAAUUCACCCGACUGUCUGGACUAUAAAGACCAGGCCUCUUGGAGGUUCCAGGUCUUGUGAGAAAGAGAAAGAGAGAGAGAAAGGGAGACUGAGUGAGAGAGAAGACCGGAGGAGAAGAAACGGGAAACUAUCAAUUCCACCACCUCCCCUCCAGCCCUGCUGCUGCUGCUGUUGUUCCUCCUCUUUCUUUGACCUCUCCAGAACGAUAUGCUUCAUUGUUCCAAAAAGAUCCCCAUGCUCUCCUCGUUGUUCUCGCCCUCACCCUUUGAAUCUGUGUGCCACCUGCUUCACGGGGAUGUUUAAACUUGCAACUCUUGCGAGAAGGGACACCUGUCUCCACCUCACUCACCUGUUACCUGCUGGGCAGGAAUUGCUGUUUCCCCCUUAUGCUCCUGCUAUGCCCCUAAAUCUCCCUUACAUUCUUUCUGGCCAUGCAACUACAUACUCCCAGGCUUCCAAGACAAUUGGUCCUGACUCACUGUUUGAACCUAAUCAGUUUAUUUAUUGUCUCGGGACACUGGGAUUAUUAACUGGUGCUUCUAAAGUACGAAGAGGAUUUAGCAGCCACUCCAGCCAAACAUCACCAAGAACAAAAGGCCAUUAGCGGACCCAAACUCCCCUUCAACCUUCUUCUCCUACUUUAGUCCCAGACUGCUGCCCAAACCCGCCCUCUAGUUUUUCUCCUCCACUUUCCCCGGGCUGUGAAUUCGAGACGCGGGCCUGGGAGCUUGGACAUUUCGGGACUAAGUCAGUGGCUGUAUCUAGUCGAAGUGGUAAAGCCCCGCCUCGCCCCGCCCCUCUCUUCCUCUGGCCAGCAGCUCUGGUUUGGGAUUCUGCCGCAGCCGAGCGGUGGGAAUGGUGUAAAUAUUCAGGUCCGUUCCGGGGACCAGUUAUUCUUUUUAGUUGCUGUUUAUUGAAUUGAACCUAUCUUGAGUCUUAACACCCAGGAAACAGAUCUUUAAGAUAUAUACUGCAUAAAUAUAAAUAUAAAUAUAAAUAUAUAUAUA